Messenger RNA from Saprolegnia parasitica CBS 223.65, 381 nucleotides. RefSeq lists its product as hypothetical. Gene Ontology annotation, cellular component: cytoplasm. The transcript has 3 exons. NCBI's taxonomy places the organism in Eukaryota, Oomycota, Saprolegniomycetes, Saprolegniales, Saprolegniaceae. Bases 11 to 349 code for a protein of 112 amino acids. The record is from RefSeq and is a predicted model, not a curated record. Gene Ontology annotation, biological process: cellular response to oxidative stress. Gene Ontology annotation, molecular function: glutathione disulfide oxidoreductase activity.
ACGACAGAACAUGGGCAACUCGAGCUCGUCGACCCCCGAAUCCAAGUCGUUUGUCGAGAACGCGCUUGCUACGAACGGCGUCAGCGUCUUCAGCAAGACGUACUGCCCCUACUGCACCAAGGCCAAGAACGUCCUAAACGCAGUCGGCGUCCCGUUCACCGUAUACGAGCUCGAUACGAUGCCCAAUGGCGACGGCAUUUUGCAGUCGCUGGCCGAGAUGACCGGUCGCCACACGGUCCCCAACGUUUUUAUCAAGACCAAGACGAUCGGUGGCGGCGACGACGUUGCCCAGCUCCACCGCGACGGCAAGCUCUUGACGCUCCUCAAAGAAGCUGGCGUCUUGCCAUAGGCUCGUCAAACGAGAUUUAUUUUGCACCUGCC